Messenger RNA from Capsella rubella, 667 nucleotides. Its product is annotated as LOB domain-containing protein 32. NCBI's taxonomy places the organism in Eukaryota, Viridiplantae, Streptophyta, Magnoliopsida, Brassicales, Brassicaceae. The record is from RefSeq and is a predicted model, not a curated record. Bases 3 to 530 code for a protein of 175 amino acids. The transcript has a single exon.
GAAUGGCUUCCAAGCCUUGUGGUGUCUGUAAGAUCUUGAAAAUAACUUGUGAACCAACUUGCGUAUGCAAACCACAUUUCCCAUCAGGCAGUACAAGAAUUCAAGAUGUUCAUCAAAUCUUCGGAGCCGUGAACGUCCACAAGAUCCUCAAUAGCCUUGGUGCUGCAGAACGUGAGAUUGCUGCCAACUCUUUGUGCUAUGCGGCUGAGGCUCGUAGACGUGAUCCUAUUCAUGGUGUUCAUGGCAUGAUACUACACUACCAAAGUAUUCUCAAUGAUCUUGAAAAAGAUAUCAUAGCUGCAAUGAAUACGCUUGCAACUACCGUGGGAUCCGAUCAAGUGCCAAAAUAUUUUGAUAUUCCAAUUCCAAAUGAUUUCCUUGCUACACCAGCUUCUUUGGAUUCUUAUAUUGAGAAAAUAAAGAGUCUAACCACAGUUGAAAAGAAUCAACUUAUGCAAUUCUGGAAGAGAGCCGAUGGUGCAUCAUCAUCUGCUGGGCCAUCUACUGCUUUAGGUGAGAAGUAUCAGUGAUACUCAAAAGAUUUACCUCCAUUACCUGAAAACCAAAACCAAUAAUAAUUUUAAUCAAAUGUCUUUUGUUCCCCUUUGUCUUUAAACUCCAAUUUCCAUUAUAAGCGUCUCUAUCUGUAUCCUUUGUUUCUUACCAU